AUGACUGUUGUUCGUAAGUACUCUACGCGUUCCUCUGGCAAGAAGUUAGGUUUGGGUUUGAGUGAGAACAAGAAGCGCAAGAAGGUCAUUAUUCUUGAUGAUGAUACUCCUGUUGUACAGAAUUUCAAAAGAAAGGUUCACAAAGAUAAUGCUACUCCUGUUGUUGAUGAGACUCCAACUGUGGAGUUGGAUAAGACAGAUACCGGUUCUGCUGCUCGAAAGCGCAAGAUUGGGAAACGAAUUCCAGAAAAUGUGCCUGCUGCUCCUUUGGAUAACAUUUCCUUUCACUCCGAAGAAAGUGUUGGUAAGUGGAAGUAUGUUUAUCAGCGCAGGAUUGCUCAAGAGAGGGAAUUGACUGGUGAGAUUUUGCAUUGUCAAGAAAUUAUGGAACUUAUUGAGGCUGCUGGGUUGUUGAAAACUGUUACUGAGAUUGGUGGCUGCUAUGACAAAUUGGUGAGAGAAUUUAUUGUGAAUGUGACUACAAAUUGCACUGUGUCUGGGCAUCCAGAUUUCAGGAAAGUUUUUGUGCGUGGUAGGUGUGUACACUUUUCACCUGAGAUCAUUAAUCAGUAUUUGGGAAGGAGCACUAUUGCCACAGGAAAUGAAGAGCUGUCCUUGAGUGCUAUCACUAAUGAACUCACGGCUGGUCAGGUUAUGGAAUGGCCUGUCAAAGGCUUGUUGUCUUCUACUCAUUUGAGUGUGAAGUAUGCUAUCUUGAAUCGCAUUGGUGCUGCAAAUUGGGCUCCUACCACCCACAGCUCAGAUAUUUCUUCAGGUUUGGCAAAAUUAAUUUAUCUGAUUGGUACUAAGGCUCAGUUUGAUUUUGGUGAAUAUGUCUUUGCUCAAACUAUGAAGCAUGUUGAAACCUUUGUUGUCAAGCUCCCUAUUGGGUUUCCUUGUUUACUUUGUGGGAUUAUCUUGAGUCAACAUCCUCAAAUUCUCCUUGUUGAUGAGGUUCCUAGCAAGAAGGCUAGUCUUCUCACUAUUGAUUACAGGCUGCUAGCUGGUGCUCAUGUUUCUGAUGUUGCUGGUUUGGCUGAGAUGACUCAGGGGGAGGGUGCUUCCUCUCAGAAGACUCCUGAGACUCCUAUUGCUGCGCUUAUUGCCGUGUCUAAGAUGCUUCAGGACACAAUUACUAGUUGUACAUUGAGGAAGAAGAAUGUGGACACUCUCAUUCUGCAGUUGACUAAAGGCAAGAGGCCUCUUGAAGACAAUGCUGCUGCUAAUGAUCAAGAUGAUGCUGGUACUUCUGAUGAUGACACUUCUAGUGAUUAG
This is a messenger RNA of Lotus japonicus, 1275 nucleotides long. RefSeq lists its product as uncharacterized. The coding region runs from base 1 to 1275 and encodes 424 amino acids. The transcript has a single exon. Lineage: Eukaryota; Viridiplantae; Streptophyta; Magnoliopsida; Fabales; Fabaceae. The record is from RefSeq and is a predicted model, not a curated record.